This is a messenger RNA of Rhizophagus irregularis DAOM 181602=DAOM 197198, 1269 nucleotides long. RefSeq names its product Phosphomannomutase. Lineage: Eukaryota; Fungi; Glomeromycota; Glomeromycetes; Glomerales; Glomeraceae. Gene Ontology annotation, molecular function: phosphomannomutase activity. Gene Ontology annotation, cellular component: cytosol. Gene Ontology annotation, biological process: GDP-mannose biosynthetic process; mannose metabolic process; protein N-linked glycosylation. The record is from RefSeq and is a predicted model, not a curated record.
UUUCUAAAAUAAAAUUGUCUUGUGUAGCAGAAAAAAAAUAUUUAUGUAGAUCACAAAUGUAAAAAUUAAUUUUCUUUUAUUCCGUUUCUAUAAUGGCAGAUUGGCAAGAUCGUGAGCAUCCUGAUACUAUUGUUUUGUUUGAUGUGGAUGGUACUUUGACUCCAGCUCGUAGGGACGUGACACCCGAAGUCACAGAAAUACUUAAAGCUUUGAAAAAGAAGGUUGUUAUUGGUUUCGUUGGCGGUUCUGAUAUUUCGAAGCAAUUAGAACAACUUGGCCCAAAUUGUAUUAAUGAAUUCGAUUUUGCAUUCUCGGAAAAUGGACUUACGGCUUAUAGAUCAGGAAAACAGCUUGCAUCUCAAAGUUUUAUUGAAUGGAUAGGCGAAGAAAAAUAUACUAAGUUGGUCAAUUUCAUUUUGAAGUACAUCGCCGAUCUUGAUCUUCCAAAAAAACGUGGAUGUUUCGUAGAAUUCAGAAAUGGAAUGAUAAAUGUUUCACCAAUUGGAAGAAACUGCAGUAUGAAAGAACGGGCCGAAUUCGAGGCGUAUGACAAAAUUCAUAAUAUCCGAACUAAAUUCGUAUUAGCGUUGAAAAAUGCUUUCUCCGAUUAUUCUUUGACAUUUUCAAUUGGAGGACAAAUAUCUUUCGACGUGUUCCCUACUGGAUGGGAUAAAACUUAUUGUCUCAAACAUAUUGAAGCUGAAGGAUUUAAAACAAUUCACUUUUUUGGUGAUAAAACUUAUGAGGGAGGAAACGAUUAUGAAAUUUAUACUCAUCCUAAAGUUACAGGACAUUCUGUUAAUAAUCCUGGUGAAACCGUAAAGAAAUUAAAAGAAAUAUUUAAUAUCUAAUAGAAGAUAAUUUAAUAAGUUUAUAAGGAAAAAUUUUUAGGAUAUCAGAAUUAAAUUAAUAAUAGAAAAAUUUUAAUUAAUUUAAAUUUUUCUAAUCUUUUAAUGAUACAUUUUAUUUAAUAUGUCGCUUAAUCUUUUCUUACAUUUUAUUCUGAAGAUUAUAUUUUAAUGCACUGUUGCCAAGUAUGAGUCAACUAAUUUAAUUUCUUCAAAAAUGUUUUCUCAUAAAAAAAAAUAAAUGAAUAUUUACCUUAUUAAGUGUAUCUGAGACACUUUCCUAUUAAAAAUUCGAAUUCUUUAAAAAUUAACUAAUUUGUGCUUAUUAGCAAAUAGAAUCUAUUCAAACAAGUGGAGAUAAUGCUCAAAAUUAGCUGACUUUAAAAAUAUGCAACACCUCGUUUUUUUUAAAAAAAAAAAG